Molecule: messenger RNA, 1397 nt
Organism: Pollicipes pollicipes
Lineage: Eukaryota; Metazoa; Arthropoda; Thecostraca; Pollicipedomorpha; Pollicipedidae
Product: fatty acid synthase-like
Biological process (GO): fatty acid biosynthetic process
Molecular function (GO): 3-oxoacyl-[acyl-carrier-protein] synthase activity; fatty acid synthase activity
Source: RefSeq, a predicted model, not a curated record
CAGUAUCGAUCACGAUGCCUGCCCAGUUUCCGGACUGUCCGCCUAUCAUCGGCGACUCCAUGACGGUGACCGACCAGGAGGGCCCCCGGCGGGUGACGCUGUCGUCGCUCGCCGAUGACGUGGUCAUCAGCGGUGUCAGCGGCAAGUUCCCGGAGUCGGACAACCUGCAGGAGUUCGCCGACAACCUGUUCGGCGGCGUGGAUAUGGUGACCGAGGACGGCCGGCGCUUCACACCCGGCAUCUUCGGCCUGCCGACGCGAUCCGGCAAGCUGAAGGACCUGUCGUCGUUCGACGCCUCGUUCUUCGGCGUCAGUCCUAAGCAGGCCAACAAGAUGGACCCGCAGCUGCGCCUGCUGCUGGAGCUCACGCACGAGGCCAUCGUGGACGCGGGAGUGAGCCCGCAGUCUCUCCGCGGCACCAGGACCGGCGUGUUCAUCGGCGUGUCCCAGAGCGAGACAGGACACAAGCUGUCCGAGGACCCCGACCAGAUCAACGGCUACGGCUUGACGGGCACCAACCGCGCCAUGUUCGCCAACAGGAUCAGCUACACGUUCCACUUCACUGGUCCCAGCUACGCCAUGGACACGGCCUGCUCCUCGUCAUUGCUGGCUCUCAACAACGCCCUGCUCUGCAUGAGAACCGGCCAGUGUGACGCGGCCAUCGUCGGCGGCGUGAACCUCUGCCUGCGGCCCGAGUCGAGCCUCCACUUCGCCCGGCUCAACAUGCUCUCGGCCGAGGGCAAGUGCAAGGCCUUCGACGCCACAGGCGCCGGAUAUGUGCGCUCGGAGGCGGCCGUGGCCGUGCUGCUGCAGCGUGCCCAGCACGCCCACCGCGUCUACGCCACCGUCGUGCACGCCAAGGCUAACACGGACGGCUUCAAGGACCAAGGAAUCACCUACCCGUCGACCCAGGUGCAGCGUCAGCUGCUGCAGGAGGUGUACUCCGAGGCCGGCGUCGACCCCCGCCGGCUGGCGUAUGUGGAGGCGCACGGCACCGGCACCAAGGUCGGCGACCCGGUGGAGGUGGGCGCCAUAACGGAGGCGCUCUGCAAGGACCGCUCGUCGCCGCUGCUCAUCGGCUCCGUCAAGUCCAACAUGGGGCACUCGGAGCCGGCCUCCGGUCUCUGCUCAGUGGCCAAGGUGAUCGCCAUGGAGUCGGGCGUGAUCCCGGGCAACCUGCACUUCAGCCAGCCAACCCCGACAUCAGCGGCCUGCAGGAGGACGUGCAUGAUGGACCUGCUGCGCUCGAUGGACCUGGCCGGUGACCCGUUCCUGAAUCCUGGCGUUGACCCGUCCGGGGUCCCGGACGGCCUGAUCGGCCACUCGGUGGCGAGCUGGGCUUGCGCCUACGCCGACGGCUGCUUCUCGGCCGAGCAGGCCGUGCUGGCCGCCUACUGA